UUUCGUUUGCACUUUUCCCUUCUUCGCACGUGCGUUCCAUCCAUAACGUAACACGAUUACCGGCACUGCACAUCUUUAGCGCAAAUUUGAUUGAAAUCAAAAUUAAAAUGUUACGUACCAGAAAAGUGCUACUUAUUCUCACAAGAUCUAAACACAGUAAAACGCAUUGGUCGCAAGCCCAGAAGAAGCAGUUCACCAAAGAUCGCGCCUUGGAAAACUUCGACGACUUCUACGGCCAGGUGUUCGGCAAGCAAUGGAAAAGCAUCCGGGUGGCCCUGCUGACGGAGCACAAGUACAUGGCCCUGGUGAACCAGUUCGGGGACAGCGAACAGACGGCGGAUUUUCUCCGGGCGGACGGCGCUAUAAAUCUGAGGGAUAUUUACGAGGCCAAGAAGCAAUUUCUGACGCGGGACGAUUCCAAGAUGUUUUCGGAUGAUAAGAUUUUCAAAUUGGAUCAGAAGAUUGAGGCGUUUGCCGAGACGCAACAGAGGCAGGAGCUGGAGAAACUGUACAAGGAGGAUGUGCCGGAUUUGGAGGGUGUGAGGGAAGUGAAUGAAACUGCGGAAGAGUUCGUUGAUUACAAGAAAUCUCUGAACCGGACACUGAGGGACGAUGCCGAAAUGGACUUUCAACGGUUGAUAGACCAUAAUGUGGGAGUGGCUGGACUGCAGGAAUUUAUUCCGGCGUCCAAGCUGAAGGGGAUGGAGGAUUUCAUUUCGGAAUCGGACCACUACAAGUACUACAACAAUAGCGCAGAUUUCCCGGUAUCGAUCGAGAUGGAACACAGUUUUGAGAUUCCGGAAAAUUUGGAAAUAUUCUCCUAUGAACGAGGAAACGUUUCCGACUUCCGGCCGCCUCGAAGUUGCUCUACCGGAGUUCUAUCGCAUUUCCUGAUGGAUGGGGCUUCGGUGCUCCCUGCUUUGGCAUUGGACGUCCAGCCGGGAGAUCGUGUUCUGGAUGCUUGCGCUUCCCCUGGAGGGAAAUCGCUUUUGAUGCUGCAAACUCUUCGACCAGGAACUUUGGUAUGCAAUGAUGUUCAGGAGAGUCGCGUUAACAAAAUCAAGAAACUGAUGAACAGUUACUUUUAUAACUUCGGAGAAGCGUGUAAAAAGCAGCGCUGUUUCGUCACACACCAAGACGCUCGCGACAUAAAGGAGUACGAAAUGUACGACCGGAUUCUGGUGGAUGUCCCCUGCACGACGGAUCGGCACUCGGUGAUGGAGAACGAUAAUAACAUCUUCAAAUCGAGUCGGGUGAAGGAGCGAUUGCGAUUGCCCGAACUUCAGGCAGGUAUUCUGACGAACUGCAUGAAACUGUUAAGGCCUGGUGGAACGCUGGUCUAUUCCACUUGCAGUUUGAGUCCAGUGCAGAAUGACGGUGUGGUUCACAUGGCGCUCAGCAACGUGUUCAGCGAUACGGGAAUGACCCUGACUGUUAAGGACUUGAGCUUGGUUAUGCAGCCGUUUUCCGACAUGUACAAAUUCGCCUACCCAAACACGCUGAAAUACGGUCAACUAGUUCUGCCAUUCCUGCCGGCGAAUUUCGGACCAAUGUACUUCUGCAAACUAGUUCGGAAUAAUUAGUCAUAUUAUAAAAGUUAGAAAUGUGAAUUAUUGUUUAAUUUGUAACAAGAAGAUUCUUAAGUUAAUAGAAGAUAUUGCUUCAUGUUUUCA
Messenger RNA from Aedes aegypti (yellow fever mosquito), 1673 nucleotides. RefSeq names its product 5-methylcytosine rRNA methyltransferase NSUN4. Gene Ontology annotation, molecular function: methyltransferase activity. The transcript is spliced from 3 exons. NCBI's taxonomy places the organism in Eukaryota, Metazoa, Arthropoda, Insecta, Diptera, Culicidae. The record is from RefSeq and is a predicted model, not a curated record. Gene Ontology annotation, biological process: RNA methylation. Bases 108 to 1583 code for a protein of 491 amino acids.